This is a messenger RNA of Hylaeus anthracinus, 1628 nucleotides long. Its product is annotated as protein arginine methyltransferase NDUFAF7, mitochondrial. The transcript has 5 exons. The record is from RefSeq and is a predicted model, not a curated record. Gene Ontology annotation, cellular component: mitochondrion. Gene Ontology annotation, biological process: mitochondrial respiratory chain complex I assembly. Lineage: Eukaryota; Metazoa; Arthropoda; Insecta; Hymenoptera; Colletidae. Gene Ontology annotation, molecular function: protein-arginine omega-N symmetric methyltransferase activity. Bases 175 to 1497 code for a protein of 440 amino acids.
AUAUUUUAUAUCUUCACACUUACAUAAAUAAAUGAAUAAAUAAAUAUAUUAGUAUAUUUCAAUAAUUAGCUACUACUAGAGAGCGAACGCUUAUUAUAAGCUAUAGCUUUUCAACCCAACUAACUGUAACCUAUAUAUUUCAAUCGAGUUUUUGAGUAUCAUGAACAUCAAAGAAUGAACAUGACCCAAACGUUUCAAAUAUGCAAGAAAUAUAUGAGAAAUUAUAAAUUUCUCGAUGUAAAAAUGAUAUUAAAUUGUCGAAAAAUAAACAGAUUGUUUUAUUCGUCUCAGGAUUCUUUACGUGCGAACGAAGGAAAGUCUCGAAACCUUUAUCAGCAUUUAUACUCAAGAAUUCUAGCAUGUGGUCCUAUUACUGUUGCUGAUUAUAUGAAAGAAAUUUUAACUCAUCCAAGUGCAGGCUACUACAUUAAUAAAGAUGUUUUUGGAGAGAGAGGUGAUUUUACAACAUCUCCAGAGAUCACUCAAUUAUUUGGCGAAAUGAUAGCAGUAUGGAUAUUAUACGAAAAGACGAAAAUUUCGAAAGGUCCUUUUCAAAUUAUAGAAUUGGGUCCAGGUAGAGGAACAUUAAUUAAAGAUAUACUGCGGGUGUUUAAGCAGUUACACAUUCUAAAUGACAUAUCUGUUCAUUUGGUGGAGAUCAGUCCUGCUCUUUCCUUAAUUCAAGCAAAAAAUUUAUGUAAAACUAUUAAGGAACAUGACACUAAAACAAACGAAUCUGAACAGAAUUCUAUUACUUAUUAUAGAGAAGGUGUUACAGAAGAUGGUGUGAAUAUAUAUUGGUAUCAUUCUAUUAUGGAUGUACCUAGAAAAUUUAGUAUAUUCCUAGCAAAUGAAUUCUUUGAUGCAUUACCAAUACAUAAAUUUCAGAAAACUGACAGAGGAUGGAAUGAAGUUCUGGUGGAUAUAAUUGAAGGAAGCAGUGAAGAAAAAUUUCGUUAUGUGCUAUCUAAUAAACCAAGCCCUGCUACUCUUUAUAUAUCUGAUGAUGAGAAAAGGGAUCAUGUAGAAAUCAGUCCACAAAGUUUAUUGGUUGUGGAUUAUAUAGCUCAAUAUUUAUCAGAAUGCGGUGGAUGUGCUUUAAUUAGCGACUAUGGUCACAAUGGCGAUAAAACUGAUACUUUCCGUGCAUUUUCUCAACAUAAAAUGCAUGAUCCAUUGUCACGUCCGGGAACUGCAGAUUUGACGGCAGAUGUCGACUUUGCAGCUUUGAUGAAAAUCGCAAUAAAAAACAAUUAUGUAAUAACAUUUGGACCCGUGACACAAUCAAAUUUUUUGAAAAGUCUUGGAAUUGAUGUAAGAUUAAAACUGCUUUUAAAGAAUGCUUCAAAAGAACAAAGAGAACGCUUGGAAUCUGAAUAUCGAAUGAUUAUGGAUGAAGAUAAAAUGGGAACACGUUUUAAAUUUUUAUCAUUAUUUCCAUCUAUCUUGAAAAAUCAUCUUCAGAGACUACCAGUCACGGGAUUCAGUAGUAAAUAAAAGUAAAAAAUAAAAGUAAUGUUAAUGAAAUUAUAUCUAUCUUAACUAUCGUAACACGAUAACUUUAAAAGUUGUAUUUGUAUGUACAAAUUCAUUUAUUAAAAUUAUAUUAAGCACAAUUCGUAAUCCCA